Striga asiatica is the source of this 1290-nucleotide messenger RNA. The record is from the annotation of a GenBank genome assembly. Lineage: Eukaryota; Viridiplantae; Streptophyta; Magnoliopsida; Lamiales; Orobanchaceae.
CUGGCCGUCCCGGUCAGCGACAACGCCACCAGCGGCGGAACGCCGCCUUCCGCCACCACCAAUCCCCUGUUCAACACACUCUCACCGCACACCUGCAACAGGGUCGAUACUGCGAAUUCCUUCACCCUAUCCUCGCCGUCCUCCAACGCCUCCACCAGGGCGGCGAUCCCGUUCUCCCUCACCACCGCCUCCCGCCCCGCCUCAACCCCGGCCAGACUGCCCAGCACCACCGCCGCCUUCUCCGCCAGUCCUUCCUUCCUCCCGUCCGCCGCCACCAGCGCCACCAGCGGCCCCACGGCCCCGGCCGCCACCGCCCGCUCCUUGUUCGGCGCCGCCGUGCACAACUUGUACAGCGCGGCGAGCGCGUCUUUCUUCCCCCGGCUGGACCCGCCGGCAAGCAGUGCCACCAGCGGCGGAAUCGCGCCGCACGCGCCAAUCGAGAGCCUGGCCUCGUCCGUCGCGGCCAGACUGAGGAGGGCGCAGGCGGCGUUCUGCUUCGAUGCUUCGGUGCCCAUUAGGGCUUUUGCGCCGCCGCCGGCGGCGAUUAGGGUUUUGUUGCCGUCGUGGAGGGAGAGGUUGAGCAGGGCCGUGACGGCGUGCUCCUGGGUAUCCGGGUCGGGGCAUCGUAGUAGAGGAAUCAAAGCGGGUAUGGAUCCGGAUUCCCCAAUUAGGACCCGAUUGUCCGCCCGAUUUUUCGCCAGGAGGCGCAAUUUAGCCGCCGCCGAUCUUUUCAGAGCGGUAGAUGUUGACCGGAGGGCGUCGACGCAGAGUUUCACCGUCGGCUGGAGGUCCUCCGGAGAGAUGCUCUCAAUUAUCUCCGUCGAAAACGUCUCCCUCUCUAAAAACCCGGAACACGGCUCCGGUUCGGUUUCCGAUUCCGUCCCCAAGCUCCGCCGCUGGUUCGUGUCAGUGUCGGGUAGAGCAGCAAGAUGCCGGAGCUCGCCGGAGAUGUCGCUGGAGCACGCCGAUAAAUCGCUGAACGAGCGCGAGAUAUCCAAAAUAUCGCUGAUGUCGGAGAGCGGCGAGUUUUUCGAACCUCCAGACGGUUUAACGGCGAGCUCGCCGAGCUCGAGGUCGAUGACAGAGUCGGUGAGGUCUUCGGAGACGUUGGGGGAGCUCUCGGGGGCCGGGCCGGAUCUGUACAUGUUGGACCGUAUUCUGCGCAUGGAACGGCCGAAGGACCGGGUCGCCGCGGCGGAGGACGGCGGCGGGUACGGCCGCGUGAGGGGGCACCGGUGCGUGCCGCCGGAGCAGGAUUUGGAAUCCUCCAACGAGAUCAUGAUGAGAAAC